UUGGGUGAGGAGAAUCCAAAAUCAGAUGAAUAUUUGAGAGAUGAGAUGUUUCAUGUUUACGGUUUUGACAUUGAAACAAUUCCAUAUUACGCGGCAAUUAUAUCCAAAUCAAACAUCAAGAGUUUUCUAAUGAUGAUUGGUAUGCCAACAAUUGUGCUCAUCAAUUAUAUUGCCAUAUUUUUCUGUGCAUUCCGCAUUAAAUUUCAUAAAAACAGUCAAAUGGUAUUCUACUCUGCGCAAUAUCAAAAAAUCAAUCAAAUACUUUUUCGAACAUUGCUUGCUCAAGUCAUAGUACCAACAUUUAUAUUUUUCCUCCCAGUUAUCUUGAUUUAUGCGAUACCAUUUGCCAAUCUUGAAAUCAGUAUGAAUACCAGCGUUUUCAUUUGUUCUUUAUCGUUUUAUCCAGCAAUUGAUGGUAUUAUUCUUCUUUGCCUCGUUCCAGAUUAUAGAAAUAUAUUUUGUAUUUGGAAAUCGAGGAAAAAUAAUGCUGCCAAUAAAUAA
This is a messenger RNA of Caenorhabditis angaria, 501 nucleotides long. NCBI's taxonomy places the organism in Eukaryota, Metazoa, Nematoda, Chromadorea, Rhabditida, Rhabditidae. The record is from the annotation of a GenBank genome assembly.